AUCUCUAGUUUCUUCACUUUCGUUUUCGUGACGUCUCAGCAGGCUUGUUUCAGCAGAAAAGAAGAGCUAUAUUCAGCACAUCCUCGUGAAAUGAGCAACGAAAACAUGGAAGCAAAUCUCAGGCAGCUGGAGUGUCUUUUUACAUGGGGUGUAGAAAAAUCCGACAUAAGGGAUUUGAACAGUUUACCAGACAAACUCCAUGACAGGAUCACAUUUUUUCCACAAAAGUACCAUGCCACUUAUUUCAACCUUCUAGCUUUUAUUAGCCACUUGGAGGGUAAAACCGAGUGUGCGCUGGACUACCUUCAGAAGGCUGAAUUGGCAUUAAAGGAAGAAAAGCACAAGGAAGCUGAGUUCCUGGUGACAUUCUCCAGCUUUGCAUGGGUGUACUAUCACUUACAGAGGCUAAAUGAUGCAGACGAUUACUUGAACAAAGUGAAACGUAUCUGCAAGGACAUAACAGGUUCAUCAGAUUACUCCUGCAGCUUGCCUGUAGUUCAUGGUGAGAAAGCCUGGAGCUUUCUGAGACUUGGAGCAACAUUCUAUGACCAAGCAAAAGAGAGUUUCUCUAAGGCUCUUGAGGCAGAACCAGACAACAUUUUGUUUAAUGUGGGCUACGCAAUAGUGCUUUACAGGAUAGACGGCAUAAACCAAGCAGAAGACACGGGAACAGUCAUCCAACAGCUUAGAAAAGCUCUCAGCUUAGAGCCCACAAACACUGAGAUCAUGGUACUUUUGGCUCUGAAACUCCAGAGGUCAAGAAGACAGGAAGCCCAGCACCUUAUAAAAGAGGCCCUCAGGAUGUCUCCUGAUGUUCCACAAGUAACCAGAUACGUGGCCAAAUACUUCAGGGCUGAGGGAUCCAUUGAAGAGUCACUGUGUGUCCUCAAGAGGGCAGUAGAGCUUGCUCCAAACUCGUCCUUUCUGCACCAUCAAAUUGGCAUUUGUCAUAAACAACAGCUUAUUCAGAUGUCUGAGGAGAGGAGGGCCGGGAGGCGCAUUCCUGAGGCUCAAAAAGCCUCAAUGGUGGCUAAAUGUAUCCAACACUUCGCAAAGGCUGUAGAGCUAAAGCCUAGCAACAUUUAUGGCAAAGUGAAUUUGGCAGCGGCAUAUGGCGAGAACCGGCAAUUUGGCGAGGCAGAGAAGAUCUUUAGCAACCUGAUAGAUGACAACACUCUCACUGAGUCUGAUAAGCAGCACUGCCACACAUGCUAUGGUUUGUUCUUGCUCUACAAGAAAAAGAAUGAAGACAAAGCAGUCGAUCAGUUCAAGGCAGCAUAUAUGAUUCCUGCCAACACCUAUGACAGGAAACAAGCUGGCAAGAAGCUCAGACUGAUAGCAGAGAGGAAUCUCAAUGCCAAGAAGAAAGUCAGAGAAGCAUCUGAGAUUUUGGCCUUCAUAUCUUCUGAAGACAAGGAGGAAACUAAAGCAAAAUAGAAUUUGCCCAGCAGCAACACUACUCAUACUGAGGAGCUGUCAAAAAACUGCUAAGGCACUGACAUUCUGACUAAUUUCUUGCUUGUACAUGUAUUUAUCAAAAAAAGCUUUAAUAAGACUACUAAUAUUCACUUCAUUCAUAAGCACUAAGAAUAUUUGCAGGACACAAUGUCAUAAGCUAGAACAGUACAAAAUAUCAGAAAUAAAAUUAAAACAAGUAAAUAAAAACAUUAACUAACUCUUACUAACUCUACUAACACUAACUAAUCUCAGACCAUCACUGCUUCUUCUCACUCAAACAUCAAAAUAAACCAAAUUAUCAUUGGGAUCAGGAAACUAAAACACAAGUAAAUUACAAUUGAUGAAAUGCACGGAAAUUUUCUUAAGAACUUCCGCAAUUAUAUAAGUUAGCUGGAAACCUUCUGGGGAAAUGUCACUUUUUGGUGUGGCGUUAUCUUCAUUGUCCUGAGGGAGCAUUAACAGCAUCAAUAAUGUAAUACUUAGUUUAUAAUAAGAAUAAAGUCACUUUAAUAUCAGGCCUAGCCUUAUACUAGUAGCAUGAAUAGUAAGGCCUAGCAUUACUAGCAUGAAUGGUCAGGCCUAGCAUUACUAGCACAAAUAAUCAGGCCUAGCAUUACUAGCAUGGAUAGUCAGGCCUAGCAUUACUAGCAUGAAUAGUUAGGCCUAGCUUUACUAGCAUGAAUAAUCAGUCCUAGCGUUACUAGCAUUAAUAGUCAGUCCUAGCGUUACUAGCACAAAUAGUCAAGCCUAGCGUUGCCGUUACUAGCAUGAAUAGUCAGGCCUAGCGUUACUAGCAUGAAUAGUCAGGACUAGCAUUACUAGCAUGAAUAGUCAGGUCUAGCGUUACUAGCAUGAAUAGUCAGGCGUUACUGUGGAAGCAGAGCAGGGCUGAGAGCCAGAGAUAUGUUGCUGUUUUUAUUCCGCAUAUUAGUCAGCUCCUUUUGUUUAGGCAUAUUUCAUGAUCAAAGUUAUGAUUAAAUAAUAUUUUAUUAUCAAAUUACUAACCCUAACCCUAACUAGAACUUUGUUACAGUAAGGUGUACAGGAUGAACAA
Messenger RNA from Pimephales promelas (fathead minnow), 2512 nucleotides. The record is from RefSeq and is a predicted model, not a curated record. Lineage: Eukaryota; Metazoa; Chordata; Actinopteri; Cypriniformes; Leuciscidae.